CCACAGCUUACUCUCAAUGGACGUUGUACAGGGCAGUCAUAGGAUCUGUCCAGAGCUAGGCAACGCUAUGAUGAUGAUCCCGGUGCCUGACAGGCCUAUCGCAUUGCCUUCUUAUGGUGCUGAUGGAUGCAGCAACAGGGGUAGAACGUCGCCUUUUCUUUGCAAUCGUGUUGGCUACCUCAGCAUGGCGCCUCGAGCCUCGAGGACUUCAACAAACAGUUCCCAGCUCAGCCAUCAUUCCUUGUUACCAGAAUGUGGAAUGUUGGGGCCCGGACGAAGCAUUGUUCGUGUACAACUUUCUUUGUGAUAGUUCAAUACGUCAAAGCAUACGAUCAAGCGUCCCGAUCCAGAGGCUUGGUUUCGUUGUAUCCUCUAGGCAUGGCAGGGCGAUUUCCAGUCGCCGCGUACCUCUUUCCCCGACCAUUCCAGUAUGCACUUCACCCACAUCGUCUGGUUGUCGUUUUUGAAUGCGCUCGAAGCGAUCAAACGAGAAGGUCUCCAGGAACGAGUAUGGGUGGCCUCGAGUUGAAUCUCUUUCGCAUAGCAUCUGAGACUCGAAGUAUCUCGAUCUGCGUGUACAACCCUCGACUUUU
Aureobasidium subglaciale EXF-2481 is the source of this 593-nucleotide messenger RNA. RefSeq lists its product as uncharacterized. The record is from RefSeq and is a predicted model, not a curated record. The transcript is spliced from 2 exons. The coding region runs from base 114 to 467 and encodes 117 amino acids. Lineage: Eukaryota; Fungi; Ascomycota; Dothideomycetes; Dothideales; Saccotheciaceae.